UUCACGAGCAGGAUAUAAGCUGUGGAAUAGUGUAAGAAAGUUAUACCUACACGUCAAAAGAAUACCAGAAGUCAAGAUUAAAAUGCGACCCAGGAUUCACCUUGAACUUGUUACACGACACAAGAAAUAUUUGGAAGAAAAGAUACAAGUUCUGGAACCUGUCUUGGAAGUUAUGAAAAACGCUGUAGAAAAAAGUCAGACUUGGAUAGAAGAUAAAAAUGACAACCCGCCUCUCACGUACAUCGACCUUUGCCAAGAACUAGAGGAAGCUACAUUGAGUUUGUUGAAUGCGUCUACAUCUAUCAUAAAUGAUAAUAAAGACUACGUAGAUGUCGAGGGAUAUACGCCAUCAUUAUCUCAGUCAACACCACAGACUACAGCAGCAGAAAAACGUGACCAUAAUGAAUCAAAACAUCAAGUCACUAAACACGUUCAAUCAACAGCGGAAAUAUUGAGUCGCCUUGAGCAGAUAGAGACAGCCAUAUCUUCUCUACAAGACGUCAGUCGACUUGAGCAGAUAGAGACAGCUAUAUCUUCUCUACAAGACGUCAGUCGACUUGAGCAGAUAGAGACAGCCAUAUCUUCUCUACAAGAUGUCAAUGACAAGUCUACAGAUGACAUAUCAGAAAUAAAACAAUGGAGAGACAACUUUGUAACAGAACAGAGCGACAUGGGGGUAAACAUUGAACAACUGACUAAAAAACAAAAACAGAAUUUUAAAAAUCUCAGAAAACAAAUGAAUGAACAGGAUAACAAAGUAAAAGAGCUGAACAAAGAAACUGAAAGUUUAAGAGAACAAGAAUUCAUGUCAAACAAAACACUAGAGAAACUGUCUCUAAAUAUGAAAGAACAUGAAAACAACUUACACAAGAUAAAUAAAGAGUUACAAUUUCACACGGAUAAAACAGACAGUAAAACACAAGAAAUUAAAAGACUUUCUGAUGAGAUUGUUUCUUUAGAAGAGGAUUAUAAUAAAACCAUGGCAAAUGUAUCAACCAAAUUUGAGAAGUUACAGUUAAAGCACAAUGUGAUGUGCAAACUCCUUCAACAAAGAUUGAUGCCAUUUGACAGACUGAUUCAAAUCUUUAACCAGAACUUGGAAACUAGAGAAGAAAGAAUAAAUAAGCUGGAAACUAUGGAAAAUGUUAUGUCAAAGUUGACGAUGGAUUUCAAUGUAAUCGAGUCACGUGUAUGUAAGAGAUAUGCUUGCAUUGCACAGCUUGCUAAUCCCACACUUGUUAGUGAUAGAUCAAUUAUUUCAACAUUUAGUGAAGUACGUGAAUACAACGGUCAACAUUUUAACCAAACAACAGGAAAAUUUGUAUCACCACAUGAUGGUUUAUAUCUUGUCUGUGUAACUCUACAUGAAUGUGGCCAUAAACUCAUUGGAGUUACUGUGAUGGCUGGCGGCAGGUUGUGUGCAGUUAUAGAUGUUAAAUCUAAUAGAACUAGCGCUGCCGGGUCAGUGGUUGUCGACAUGAAGAAAGGGGAAGAACUUUUCUUUAAAGUGUAUGCAGCAGAUCCAGGCGCAAUGUUAUCCAGCUUCAGUAGUUUUACUAUCGUUAGUUUAUAGAUGAACAUCAUCAAACAUGGUGGUUGGGAAAUU
Molecule: messenger RNA, 1606 nt
Organism: Physella acuta
Lineage: Eukaryota; Metazoa; Mollusca; Gastropoda; Physidae
Product: putative leucine-rich repeat-containing protein DDB_G0290503
Molecular function (GO): protein binding
Source: RefSeq, a predicted model, not a curated record